AUGAACGCGCUACAAGUUCUUGUUGGAAUCGCAACACUUUCCGUCUAUGCAGUUCAAUCUCCUCCGGAAAAUGCUGACCACUCGCGCCAAAAGAGAUACCUUAUAUUUCCCCGAGGAAACCCAACGCGCCACCAGCUUGUAGCCGGUUUUGGUAUUCCGGUAGACAUUGUGCUGGAAUCCGUCACGGUCGGGUAUGUCUUCAAGGCGGUAUAUUUUCUACCCUGGAAUUCGUCCCACUGGGUUCCGCAGUUUCUUCGUCGUGAUGAAGACGAUCUUUUUCAACUACCGGAAGAACAGCAGCAGCUACAAGCACCACAAAGAAGAAAUUUCGUGCAGUUGAAUCCUGAUCCGUAUUGGAACCAAGCUGAUGUAAACGACGAACAGUCAGACGGUGAUAAUUGGGUUUACCGCGCAAGGUGGACAAUAUACCGAACGCUGGAAGCAAUUGCUGAUCACAAAGGAUUUAACGGACGCCACUGCCUGCUGAGGACCAUCUGUGAAUCUGCAGAGGCAAAGUUUGGCCAAUCAAGUGGCAUACUUGGGGAGCUGUUGCAUAUUCUCUUUACCCCCUCGACAAGCGAUGACCCAACGGAUGAAACGGACACGUUACACGAGGAGUACAAGAAGGCGGAACGAUUGCCACACAAUACCAGUCCUAGAUUUAGUCACUCGGUCUGUUCGGAUAUGUUCACAGAGUGCCCGAUUUCCUGGCUAAAUCUGUUUACCGGUAUAGUUGGUGUUGGGUAA
Molecule: messenger RNA, 747 nt
Organism: Wyeomyia smithii (pitcher-plant mosquito)
Lineage: Eukaryota; Metazoa; Arthropoda; Insecta; Diptera; Culicidae
Exons: 2
Coding region: 1-747 (248 amino acids)
Source: RefSeq, a predicted model, not a curated record